Molecule: messenger RNA, 1401 nt
Organism: Annulohypoxylon maeteangense
Lineage: Eukaryota; Fungi; Ascomycota; Sordariomycetes; Xylariales; Hypoxylaceae
Product: Clavaminate synthase-like protein
Exons: 4
Coding region: 145-1323 (392 amino acids)
Molecular function (GO): dioxygenase activity
Source: RefSeq, a predicted model, not a curated record
GGAUAUUUAUGGGCAGAGAUGCGAGCGGCUUGGAAUGAAUAAGUAUAAGAUCCCCGGCAGCUCGGACCCUCACAACAUCCUUGGCCCCAAGAACAUUACUAUUACCUGGGCAUCAAGGACUAUCGACCAAUAACAUCGCUCAAAAUGUCAGCAUCAACUAUCGAACGCUACGAGCAGGUACCUGUUACCAAGGAAGACCUCGACUGGGCCGACCUUGUCACUCUUGACUUAAGUUUAUAUGAGCAACCGGGGGGCAAAGAAGAAUUAGUAAAGCAGCUUGACCAUGCGGUCCGAAAUGUCGGUAUGUUGGCCAUGACACACUUCCCCAGUUAUACAUACUCUAACGCGAGCAACAUAGGCUUUUUCUACGUCAAGAACUUCAACAUCUCCCAGGAGGAGGUUGACAGGCAGUUCGCUCUCGGACGAGAGUUCUACGCCCUUCCCCUAGAGGAGAAGCUCAAGUACCACAACCAGGCCGACCUAGAAAGCGGCGAGUACAACGGCUACAGGCCAGCAGGACACCGAGUCCUCGGAAACGGUAUCAGGGACAAUGUCCAAGUCUACAACAUCCCGAAAUUCGACGGCUUCCACGCGCGCGCACAACCGCCUGUCCUCCAAAACAACAUCAAAGAGAUCGAAGAAUUCUCGCGAAAAUGCCAUUCAGAAGUAGUCGUCAAGCUCCUGCGCCUAUUCGCCAUCCUCCUCGAGCUGCCCUCCGAAGACCAACUAGUGCGCGACCACCUCUACGACGCGCGGGGCGAGGACCACUUGCGGUACAUGCACUACGCAGCGCGGAGCGCGGAAGAGAACAAGCUCGUGGGUGAUUUAUACGGGGUCGGACACACGGACCUAGGGACCGUGACGCUGCUAUUCCGGCAACCGGUGGCGGCGCUGCAGAUCCUGAAUUCGGCCGGCCAGUGGAAGUGGGUGAAGCCGCAGGACGGAACAAUCACGAUUAACACGUGCGACGCGCUGACGGCGCUUACCGGGGGACUGAUCAAGUCGAGUGUUCACCGCGUGCACGCGCCGCCGGCGGACCAGGCGCAUGUGGAUCGUCUGGGGGUUCUGUACUUCGCGCGGCCGAAUAACCAUGUGGUACUGGACCCGAUUAAGAACAGUGCGCUGUUAAACCGGUUGGGGUUGACGUCGAAUGUGUUUACGGAGCUGGGCCAACACUUGACGACGGAGCAGUGGGUUAAGGUGCGGCAGACGCAGCAGCAGAGACCGCGUGUUGAGGCGAAGAUCUCGGAGGAUGGGAAGUAUACUUAUGAGAAGAAGGAUUUGGAGAUUCUGCCGGGGUUGCAUGCUGCUAUUCAUAACUAGGUUGAGCUUGAGUUAAGGCUUUGGAAUAGGAAAUGAAAUAUGGAUGGUGGUGUGUAUUACAUCUAAAUGAAACGCCGU